CAUCUUUUACUUUCCCAAAAGCAUGAUACAGAUACCUACAGAAAUAUUGGUGCUCAUCACAAGCUUUCUGUCGACGCGUGACAAAAUCAGAUGUAUCCGUGUUUGUAAGGCUUGGUACGAAAUUAUAGCCAAUUCAAAUCUUUACGUCGAUCUUACGAUUGAAAACAAUAUGCCGUUUGAUUUUCGAUCAGCUAUGGAUCUAUUUGUAAAGAAAAGACGUAUCGCGAACACAGUAAAUAAUCUCUGUAUAUCAUGGACAAGUAACAAGCACACAAGAACAUUGAUGAAGCUUCCAGAAGUAUUUCCAAAGGUGCGCAAUGUAUUUAUCAGUGAACUCUUUUGUGAUACAGACAAGAUACCUAGUCCAGAGGUGUUCGAUUAUCAAAAACGAUUCAAACGAUGGAACAAUCUAGAAUACUUGACUGAUCGUUCUUUAUCCCCUAUCUUCACAAAACAAAUCGUCCUGUAUAGUAAUUUAAGCAACUUGAAACGAUUGGAUAUCACAGGCGACAAACCUUACGAUGGAGAAAAUGAUAUCACGGUAUUGAAGUUACUUCGUGACCACAUUCAAAAUUUACCGUCACUUGAAGAGUUCGUAUUGACAAGUACCGCAGUCAGAUUAGAAGAUGUCGAAGUUUUUCACAGCAAGAGUCCAAACUUAAAGAAACUUACGCUUAAGAUGAGUGUCGAUAAACAUAGGUGGAGACAUCAACGACAUGUCAACAUAACCACUCUAGCCAGUAAACUUGAAAUCCUCAAUCUUUCUAUAAAUAUAGCGGGGAUGUAUAACGAUAAUACAGAUAAUCUGGACGAGUUUGUUUUCAAAUGGGUAUCGUAUAUCAAUCAAAAAUACAAGAAUCUUCAAAAUAUAGCUUUAAAUGCGUAUGCCCAGCGCGCAUAUAGCCUUUAUCUCUCCACAAGAAUUAAAGAAGUUGUAACAAGCUUGUUAAUGGAAUCAAAACCCCUCACUUACUUGGAUAUGAAUCUAUGUCCUUUGUCUGACGAGAUGAUAAACGCCAUGGAAAAGAACAAGGUACAACUGAAAGGUCUGUCACUUUAUUUGAACGAUACGUCCCAAAAUGAACACAUGGUUGAUACGAUUAGAAAAUCCCAGCUGAUCAAAAAUGUCACAAUCUUGGGAAUAAAGAUUCAUGAAAUUCUAGUCGGAAGAUUGGAGGAAAUAUCGUAUUUAUAUUCAAGAAUCUUACAAUUACCAGCAUCGUUCCAAAAAGUUGUGGAUUUGACCAUGGACCGAUUGCCGAAAGGAAGUGCGACGUUACUCUUCAUCCAUAUUCUACCAAACCUGCCUGUACUGGAAAAAUUAGUAGUUUGGUUCGAUAAAUUUGGUGCAGAUGAGUCAGAUUCAUUUGCAAGCCAGUACGAAGUCAAAGAGUAUUCUCUCAAUCAUGUUGAGGUUGGAUUUUGCCCGGGGGAGAAAACAAACACAGCUGUAUUCAAUGAUGUCUUCCGAGUAUUUUUUCAAUCUUGUCCUUUAUUAGAAGAAGUGCGAAUCUCUGGCGGGAUGAGACCGGUGACAAAUGACAAUAAAGAGCUUACUUUGUGCUUCAAAAAUCACUUUAAAUUGAAAAAAGUGGAUAUUAGCCUGCUUAGUUGUAAAGCCUAUCUGUUCAACGGAUACGAAGUCGUCCUUAAUACUUAUCCCAGCAUGUUUCGAACACACCGUUUUCAUUUGAUCAUCGACAAGCCAGACGUGAAUGUAAAGCUCCAUUAAUCUUCCACUCUUUCGUCUUUAGCUCGGAUGUUAUAGGUAUUCCAAAUCUACAGGCAAAAACUUCACCACAUCGAAAUGUUAUUCAUUAAAUAAAUCAUGUUAUUGAAAAGUUAUUGUAAUUGCAAACUGUAACCACUCUACUUUUUUUUUUAAUUAUUAAAUCAUCGGAACAAGUGUAUUCUGCUCCUACC
This is a messenger RNA of Mucor mucedo, 1923 nucleotides long. RefSeq lists its product as uncharacterized. The transcript has a single exon. Lineage: Eukaryota; Fungi; Mucoromycota; Mucoromycetes; Mucorales; Mucoraceae. The record is from RefSeq and is a predicted model, not a curated record. Gene Ontology annotation, molecular function: protein binding. The coding region runs from base 23 to 1732 and encodes 569 amino acids.